AUGAGGGUGAGGUCAGCUAAGUUCGUAAUUGUCAAAGACGAACUAUUCAAACGCGGCAUCUCCGCACCACUGCUCAAAUUCUUGACCACGCCUCAAGCUGCUUAUGUCAUUGAGGAGAUCCAUCGGGGAAUAUGUGGUCAACUCAAGUAUCUCCUGGUGGUAAUUGAUUACUUCACCAACUGGAUCGAGGCGUGCCCACUCGCCAAGAUCACCGCCGAGAAUGUGCAAAAAUUUACUUGGAAGAGCAUCAUAUGCAGGUUCGACAUCCCUUAUUCCCUCGUUACCGAUAACGGCAGGCAGUUCAUCGCACAAAGCUUUGAGGACUUCCUCUGUGAGCUCGGUAUCAAACACCUCCCGACCUCGGUGGAGCACCCCCAGACCAAUGGCAAAGCCGAAGCUGCCAACAAGGUGAUACUCCGAGAGCUCAAGAAACGGCUAGGGAAUGCCAAAGGAAAUGCCUUAUAG
This is a messenger RNA of Cajanus cajan (pigeon pea), 465 nucleotides long. NCBI's taxonomy places the organism in Eukaryota, Viridiplantae, Streptophyta, Magnoliopsida, Fabales, Fabaceae. The record is from RefSeq and is a predicted model, not a curated record.